AUGCAGGCCAGUCUGCUGACUUUGCCCGCCGAAAUCAUUGCAGAUAUUUUCUCAUUUUUGGAUCUGACUUCAUUAUUAUCUGCAUCAAGACCAGAGGGGCAAGAGUACCGACUACUACAGAAUCUUUCAUGCAUCUCUUGCAUUCCAAGACGAAAUUGGUUGCAUAUUUUGACGCUGGGCCCGCCGAGUCUCAUCCUAUACAAUGACAUACCUUGGUUGCCCGAUGACCUGUGGGGAGAGGCUUUUAUGAUACGCUUCCUACCAAGUUGGACCAAAUGGAAGCGUGCUGAGACGUGGAAAAAGACCUUUCGUUUGUUCGCCCCUUGCACGUCAGAUGAAUCCUGGACAAGUUAUGUCAUGCUAAGUAGACAAGGCAUUGUCAACUUUAAUUCGGCCUACUCGAGACAAUUUGACCCUCAUGCCAUACUCGAUGUUUACAAGGAACAGAAUAAUAUCAGAAACCAGCCCUCUACUACUCGAUUAAUUGUGCAAUUGGCCGAUGUGAAGAUCAUAGCAAUCGGCACUUUGGGCAAAGCCACAGCCUUUCGUGUCAACCGUCUAGCAAAGGAAUUCAUGCAUCCUACGGGUAUCUAUCCUCCGGGAGUGAAGCCCCUCGUUCAGUUGGAAGACGAGCAGAUACCAGCAUCCGCUUCUUCGGACGGACCACAAUAUCCUCACCCACCUAAUGUCGGCAUUCCUAUGACAAGAAGUAUAACUCUGGAUCCAACUCCAUCCAGUCAAUCAUCUCUUUGGAAAAGACUCCGCUCUGGCACUUUUACGGGAAGGCCGACAUCCCCGAACACCACACAAUCCAUGUUGAUAGUCGAAAGUGUACCUCUUUCGAAGGAAGUGCCCGUUUAUUCUCGUCUGACACACCCCCUACCCGUCGAGAAUCACAGGAACUUUCCUCUGUACACACCAGGAGGAAAAUACUUGCGCUGGCCCAAGGACUAUGACGGAACUAACGAAGAAUUUUGGGUGGGUCCGAUGCUGUAUGUUCUGCUUUCCCCUUUUUUGACUCCAACUCACGUGUUUUGGCUCGUAGUAUCACCGCUCUUCUGA
This is a messenger RNA of Acaulospora colombiana, 1062 nucleotides long. The record is from the annotation of a GenBank genome assembly. Lineage: Eukaryota; Fungi; Glomeromycota; Glomeromycetes; Diversisporales; Acaulosporaceae.